AUGUCGACCAACAACAUCGCGCCGCAUGAGGCACAGCGGGACCACGACAGCGUCUCGAUUGCCGCCCCCACGGUACAUGCCCCGAGCGACGCAUCUCGUCAGGUGGAGAGACAGGAUGGCAACCCCGAGGACCCACCUCCUCGUCGACCAGGCAUGUCGGAUCGACAGUACUCUACCCACAUCUACACCCUCGGAAGACAGCACGUUCGGCCUUUGGCUGGUGGAUUGGAUACGCCUGAGCAGGCUUAUCUGCCUACUGGCGGACCCGAGCUCUUGCCAGCUGAAGCCCUCGUCACCAUCGAACCAAGCAGUGGACCGAAGUGGUGGAAUCGUCUUCGCCAUGGAGUUUUCUCGACUUAUCGUCGCCUCUGGACUCUGGUGCUGCUCGGAAACCUCGCCGCCCUCCUGUACUGCAUCUGGCUGAGUACACAAGACCUCGACCACAUCUCGUACAGCAACGUUGCUACAGCCGUGGCGACCAAUCUCUUCGUUGGCACUUUGAUGCGCCAUGAGCACUGCGUCAACUUCCUCUUCCGCAUCUUUGUGGCUCUGCCUCACUGGCUACCAGUCAGUGUUCGACGCCUCGCCGCGAAAAUCUACUGCUACGGCGGCAUACACAGCGCUUGCGGUAUCAGCGGUCUGGCAUGGUACAUCUACUUCCUAGCGAUCUUGUCUCUGCAGGUGCACCAUUGGACAGCAGCCCUCAUAGCCGUCGCUACCCUAGCAGGCGUGGUGGUGUUACUACUCACCACCAUGGUCAUCACCUCACACCCCUUCAUGCGCUUCAAGUUUCACAAUCAGUGGGAGAUCAUGCACCGCUUCUUCGGCUGGAGCUGCAUCGGCAUGAUCUGGGCGCAAAUCAUCCUCAUCGCCUGCGCAAACGCCUACCACUACAACGGCAGCGUCGGCCAUGCCCUCCUCGUCACGCCCGCCUUCUGGUUCCUCAUCGCCAUCACCGCGCUGAUCAUCUACCCUUGGCUGCGCCUCCGCCGCAUGACCUUCUCCGCCGAGCAACUCUCCAGCCACGCCAUCCGCCUCUGGUUCAACGACUCCAAGCGCAUCCUCCCCCUGACCGUCGGCAUCCGCCUCUCAACCUCACCCAUGACGGAAACGCACGCCUUCGCCACCAUCCCCAACGCCGACAACGCGCCCGGCUUCUCCGUCCUCAUCUCCAACAGCGGCGACUGGACGAAGCGAAUCAUCACCAACCCGCCCGCCUACCUCUGGGCGCGAGGAGCGUACACCGUCGGUGUCCUGCGCGUGGCCAUGCUUUUCAAGCCCAUCGUCAUCGUCGCCACCGGCUCCGGAAUCGGCCCUUGCCUCUCCUUCCUGCAAGUCCACCCGGACUGGCCCUGCCGCGUCGUGUGGUCCGCGCGCUUCCCCGAGGCGACGUACGGCCGCGGCGUCAUGGAGAGCGUGUUCCGCGCGGAUCCCAACGCGGUCGUCAUCGACACGAAGAAGACGGGGAAGCCGGAUCUCGUGGGGAUUGUACACUCCGUGUACAAGGAGCUGAACGCGGAGGCCGUGGCCAUCAUAAGCAACCCGAUGGCGACGAGGGAGGUCGUUUUCGAGUUGGAGACUAGAAGUAUCCCGGCUUUUGGGGCGAUUUUUGAUUCUUGA
Molecule: messenger RNA, 1620 nt
Organism: Zasmidium cellare ATCC 36951
Lineage: Eukaryota; Fungi; Ascomycota; Dothideomycetes; Mycosphaerellales; Mycosphaerellaceae
Exons: 2
Coding region: 1-1620 (539 amino acids)
Source: RefSeq, a predicted model, not a curated record